This is a messenger RNA of Schistosoma rodhaini, 1966 nucleotides long. The record is from the annotation of a GenBank genome assembly. NCBI's taxonomy places the organism in Eukaryota, Metazoa, Platyhelminthes, Trematoda, Strigeidida, Schistosomatidae.
CUAUUCAUUGUUUUGUUGAAAUGACAUCUUUUACUACAAAUACGUCAUUACCUUCUAAUCAAUUUAAAAUGUUUCCAGAAAACAUUGUAAACUUACAUUUUCCAUCACCAUCAUCAUCAUUUUUACCUUAUUCAUCAACAUUUGCACUUUUCAAUGAACUUACAACAAAAUUUAAACAUCAUUCUCAUAUUACACAAAACAACAGUUUACAAUCAACUGAGAUCAAUGGUUCAUUAUCAGAGAAUACUUACAAGGACAAUAAAUCUUCAUAUUCAAAUUCUAUAACCAAUACAUCUACUCAUUGUUCCACAGAUUUUGAUGAUACUCAUACAACAACUUUAAAUAAUAAUAAUAAUAAUAAUAAUAAUAAUCAUUAUAAUAAUGAAAGUAAAGAUACUACUGAUAACAUUGAACAAUUCUCAUUUAAACUUGAAAAUUUUGGUACUUAUUUUAAAAAUUCAUUAAUUCCUUCUUAUUGUUCUAUACAGAAAAACAAUGAUUCAACAAAUCAACAAUCACCAUUACAUAUUAAUAGUCAACAAUUCAAUCAUCAUCAUCAUCAUUCUAUAUCUUGGUUACAUAAUCCAGUAAUCAAAUUAGAAAGAGAAAAAGGUAAUCAUAUAAUAAUAAAUAAAAAGAGCAUUACAAAUAAACAAAUCAUACAUCCUAUAAUGAAUUUACCUAAUGAGAGCCUAAUGAAAGAUCAAGAGGAUAUUGUAAACAUGGAAGUAGAACCUUCAGCACCAAUUAUGUUAAAAGAUGGAAUAAUUAUGAAUGAAGAAUUAUCUAAUGAAUCUAUACAUCAGUUAUAUUUAUCAAAUCGUAACAAUCAUAAAUCUAUUGAAGUAAAUAAUAAUGAUAAUAAUGCUGAUGAUAUACAAGAACAAUCAAAACGUUAUCGGACUAGUUAUUCACAAAAACAAAUUGAAGUAUUGGAGAAAACUUAUCAAUUAGAUCGUUAUAUUAAUCGACCACAAAGAGCUAAAUUAUCGAUUGAAUUAGAUCUGCCAGAAAAUAAAAUUAAAGUUUGGUUUCAAAACCGGCGAAUGAAAGAAAAACGUCAAGCUCUAAUGUUGCCAACUGUUGCAGGUAAAGAUCCUUAUUUGAGAGAAACUCUUCUUAGAGUUACACAAUUAUAUUGUGCAACACGAUAUGGUAAUGAAUUUCCUAUUAUGGAUAUGACAAAGUCUCAAUCAAGAGUUUUACAAAAUAGAAAUGUUUCUAGUGAAAUUCGUAAACGGAUAAGAACAUCAUUUAAUCCGACAACAACAAUCACAACAGCUGUAUUAUCCGAUAAAAACAGUCACCAUAAUUGCAAAUCACAAAGUUUGUCAAAGAAACCAUGGGAAAAAGAACCUAAUUUAAUAACCCAUAGCAUGAAUAAAUUUAAACAUAACUUCAUUCAUAAGAAGAAUGAAGCUAAUCAGUCAAAUAUAAAGUUCAGUAAAUCUUUGCUAAAUAAUACAAAUGAGCAAAUUCUAUCAAGAAGGCAUGAAAAUGAAGUUGUAACUUCAGGGAUUUCUCGUGAAAACUUCAGUCCAAAGUUUCAGAAUGACACAGAAAUAUCUAGUGAUAAUAUAAUGGACAAGAAUGUUGAUAUAAACAAAUGCGCAAUGAUUUCUCAUCCUUUAAAUCUUUCAACUUCAUCAGUUAGUAGUGAUGAAAGUCAUUCAUUGGUUGAAGAUCAAUCUAUUCAAACAAAACAAAAUUUUACCAAUCUAUUUUCAACAUUUCCAUUCAUUCAUAGUACAUCCUCAGCUAUGUUGGAUUAUCAUAAUGAAUCGGUUAUCUCAUCUACAACAUCACAAAUGAAUUCAUUCUAAUUUACUCAAAUCAUCAAACAUGGGUAAACGUUUUAAAAACCUGCUCAACUAUAUUUCAAUCAUUAUCAAUGCUUAUCAUAAUCUUAUGUAUGGAAGGAUUAGAACGUGUAAAUGAAUGGCAGUAUGCAUAGAUAAGAACAGCU